This is a messenger RNA of Orbicella faveolata, 2808 nucleotides long. Its product is annotated as tubulin-specific chaperone E-like. NCBI's taxonomy places the organism in Eukaryota, Metazoa, Cnidaria, Anthozoa, Scleractinia, Merulinidae. The record is from RefSeq and is a predicted model, not a curated record. Gene Ontology annotation, molecular function: protein binding.
AAUUUUCGCUGUCAACAAUAUGGCGGAUGAGAUUGGAAGGAGGGUUUUGUGCGAAGGUUUUCGCGGUGAAUUAAAGUAUAUAGGGGUUGUUCCUCCUACCUCAGGUGAGUGGUAUGGUAUUGAAUGGGAUGAUCCAGAUAGAGGCAAACAUGAUGGAACCCACGAAGGAGUUAAAUACUUUGUGUGCAGGCAUCCAAAGAGUGGUUCUUUUGUAAGGCCAAAGAAAGUAGACUUUGGAAUCAGUGUUAUUGAAGCUCUGAAGGAACAGUAUGGGCUGGGUGGUGAUGGGAUCAACAAAGAAGACAUGUAUGUUAUGAGUGGUGGAAACAAGAAAAAACCUGUAGAAAUGGUUGGAGCAGAUUCUAUCCAGGAAAAGCAAAGUAACUACAAGGAACUCAAAGUGGUUAGUUUACGAGGCAUUGUAGUCAAUGGACCAGACAAAGAGACUGGUUUUUACACAGUUGCACCAAAUAUAUCAGAAUUAGACCUAUCUAAAACCCUUCUGUCUUCUUGGAGCGAUUUGGCUUCUAUCACGAGAAAUUUGCGGCACCUCCAAAUACUCAAUGUAAGUGAAAAUGUUCUCAGAUUACCACCUGUACCAGAACAGCUUCUGCCAUCAUUCACUACAAUAUCAGUUCUGUUUUUAAACAGAAUGCAACUUCAUUGGCAAGAGGUAGAGGUUAUUGUAAGUGUGAUGCCAUCACUCAAAGAACUUCAUGUUUGUCACAACUGUUUAAAUAACCUCAGAGGGAAAGAUGGUCAGCUUUGUGAACUGCAAGGACUCCAGAAUAUAGAACUUUUAAAUUUGGAAGGAAACCAGCUGUCAGAGUGGAAAACAAUUUUAAGACUGGGACAUUUACCAAGGCUCAACUGUCUUAUUUUAAAUGACAAUGGUAUAACUGGUGUUGAAUUAGGAAACAAAGUUCAAGAUGGACAAGGCAGUGUUCCUCUUUUCCCUGCUUUGGAAUCUCUCUCACUCAGUAACAAUAAAAUAAAUGAGAUUCACAGUGUAAACGAGCUAAAUCACCUUCCCUCUAUGAAUGCGUUACGCUUCAAAGGAAAUCCUUUAUUUCAGGAGGAAACUACGUUCGAAAGUCGUCAAGAACUGCUUGCUCGCCUUCCCUCACUCACUUCACUUAAUGGAAGCCCGGCCAAUCUUAAAGAAAGGGAGGCUGCAGAGCGAGCCUAUUUAAAGAAAUACGCCAAGUCAUGGGUUAAUGCUGGUGGAAAUCCAGUAGAAGGGAAAAACAGUGAACUACAACCUGAAUUUGUUGACUUACAUCCCAGAUAUGAAGAACUUGUCAAAGUGCAUGGAGUCCCUGCUGAAGCCGAGCGAAACCAGAACACGUCGAAAACUUUAAAAGACUCUUUGAUUUCUGUUACAAUUACAUGCCCUGAUGCUCCUGAUAAGAAGUCUGUCACAAAAAAAUUGCCAGGAAAGGGUCCUUAUGGCAAAAUCCCAAGAAACCAAUCAGAACACUUGGAUUUACCUCAAGACUAUCUUGCUUUUGUUCAUGCAUUACUUUUCAGUAACUACAAGGAACUCAAAGUGGUUAGUUUACGAGGCAUUGUAGUCAAUGGACCAGACAAAGAGACUGAUUUUUACACAGUUGCACCAAAUAUAUCAGAAUUAGACCUAUCUAAAACCCUUCUGUCUUCUUGGAGCGAUUUGGCUUCUAUCACGAGAAAUUUGCGGCACCUCCAAAUACUCAAUGUAAGUGAAAAUGUUCUCAGAUUACCACCUGUACCAGAACAGCUUCUGCCAUCAUUCACUACAAUAUCAGUUCUGUUUUUAAACAGAAUGCAACUUCAUUGGCAAGAGGUAGAGGUUAUUGUAAGUGUGAUGCCAUCACUCAAAGAACUUCAUGUUUGUCACAACUGUUUAAAUAACCUCAGAGGGAAAGAUGGUCAGCUUUGUGAACUGCAAGGACUCCAGAAUAUAGAACUUUUAAAUUUGGAAGGAAACCAGCUGUCAGAGUGGAAAACAAUUUUAAGACUGGGACAUUUACCAAGGCUCAACUGUCUUAUUUUAAAUGACAAUGGUAUAACUGGUGUUGAAUUAGGAAACAAAGUUCAAGAUGGACAAGGCAGUGUUCCUCUUUUCCCUGCUUUGGAAUCUCUCUCACUCAGUAACAAUAAAAUAAAUGAGAUUCACAGUGUAAACGAGCUAAAUCACCUUCCCUCUAUGAAUGCGUUACGCUUCAAAGGAAAUCCUUUAUUUCAGGAGGAAACUACGUUCGAAAGUCGUCAAGAACUGCUUGCUCGCCUUCCCUCACUCACUUCACUUAAUGGAAGCCCGGCCAAUCUUAAAGAAAGGGAGGCUGCAGAGCGAGCCUAUUUAAAGAAAUACGCCAAGUCAUGGGUUAAUGCUGGUGGAAAUCCAGUAGAAGGGAAAAACAGUGAACUACAACCUGAAUUUGUUGACUUACAUCCCAGAUAUGAAGAACUUGUCAAAGUGCAUGGAGUCCCUGCUGAAGCCGAGCGAAACCAGAACACGUCGAAAACUUUAAAAGACUCUUUGAUUUCUGUUACAAUUACAUGCCCUGAUGCUCCUGAUAAGAAGUCUGUCACAAAAAAAUUGCCAGGAACUAUGACGAUAGGAAAACUUAAAGGAUUAUUUAAUCGGCUUUUCAAAGUCGAUAGUUCUGACCAAAGGUUGUCCUCUGUUGACAGCAAGCUCGGUCGGGAAGUUGAGUUGGACGAUGAUCUUCGACAACUUACAUUUUAUUCUGUGCAAAGUGGAGACACUAUUUAUCUUAGGUGGUGACUGAAAUGUCAAAUAAAAUCGACUGAAACAACCCCGACUAA